UCGGACAGCAACUUGGACGAUGACUUUGAUGAGGGUGACAUCAAUCGAGUCUCUAUUCCAGGGCCCAAUGCCUCCAAGGGAGAAGUCAUGGAGGCACUCAAAGCACUGCAGCUCAAAGUACAGUGUCUGCAGGAAGAAAACCGUGCGCUUAAGGAGAAGAACAAGAUUCUACUUGCCGAGAAGCCCAAACGGAAAUGCCGUGUAGAAGCACCUGACGAACUCGUUGCUCAUGAGCAGACCAUCUCACUGUACGCUCGUAAAUAUGGCAUGACAGUGGAGAUGUUUCCAGACAAUGAACUACUCACCAAGAAGCCCCCGGAUUCACCUACACCCUUCAAUAGCCAUGACCGUUACAGGACUGCUUCAACUCAGGAAUCGGCCUUUCUAGACGAACUCUAUACUCAUUUCCCAGAAUGCGUCCAUCGAGCCAUGCAGAGCGUAUACUUCAAAGACCUUGUAAACAAGUGCAUCAGCGAUGCUCGUUCUAACGAGAUCAAAAAACUGUGUGGUGUUGCUGGGGAUAUAUUUGACCUUCCUCCCAAGUACUUCGCCAAUCCUAGCUAUGACAGAGCCAGUGUUGUCAAAAUUCAAAAGAUGCUUGGAGUGUCUGGCAAGACACAGGCUUAUAAAAUCUUUCCGCCUCUUUUGUUCCCAGGUUUGCAAGAAGACACGACCCUCAAGACUGUUUUCGGCAAUUGGGCGCUUUUCGCUAAGAUUCUGAGAGCCUCGCUGCAUGGUGUCACCUCGCUUCAUCAAGAGCCUUGCGGUGGAUCGAAGACUAAUGCUCGCAAAUGGAGCUUUCAACAAGUCACUCCAGGGUCCAUCGCGUGGGCGGCAAUUAUUGCAAUCUUUCUGCUCUCGCCCGACACGGAGUUUCCUGGUCUGGGAGUGGGGAAAUCGUCGACUAUCAAUUACAAAGAUCUGUUCUUUCAAUAUAAGAAGAUGCUCAUUAUGAAGUGGGACACAAGACGCAUCAAGAAUAUUGUGGCCAGUAUCGACAACCACGUCUUUGGUGCCGCAAAGUUGUCCACCUUGAAUCCGGCUGGUGGUGAAGACUUUUCCAAUGAGAUCAACCGUGCUAUGCUCGCACUCGACAUGGUGUCGGACAGCGAGGCAGAU
This is a messenger RNA of Suillus fuscotomentosus, 1119 nucleotides long. RefSeq lists its product as uncharacterized. The transcript has 5 exons. The record is from RefSeq and is a predicted model, not a curated record. The annotation marks the transcript as partial. Lineage: Eukaryota; Fungi; Basidiomycota; Agaricomycetes; Boletales; Suillaceae.